UCGGUACGUAUAAGAGGAAACUAUUCGAUACUGUUAUUUAUUUUACACAGUUGCCAGCAUAACUGACAUUAUAUUCAUAGAGAGAGAUUAUUGGCAGUUUCAAAACGUGAAGGGUUUGAGAUUUUCACAAUUACAUGAACAACUAAGACAAAAUGGCUCAAGGUCAUGGUUUCCUCAGCAGAGAGCUCCGAAUGGUUUUGAUUGGCAUCACUGGCUCUGGUAAGAGUACGACUGGGAAUUCUAUCCUUGGCAGGGCAUGUUUUCCGACUCAGUGCAGCGCACAAUCCGUGACCACAGUGUGUCAGAAAGGUAGCGGCUCUCGGUUUGACUGUGACCUACACGUCAUCGACACCCCCGGGCUCUUCGACACUGGCCGCUCUGACGCUGACGUCUCUAGGGAGAUCUUGAAAUGCAUCGCCAUCUCUGCACCAGGACCCCACGCCUUCAUCCUGGUCCUCAAGGUCGGGCGCUUUACUGCAGAAGAAAAUGCCACCGUUGAUUAUUUCAAAGAUGUCUUCGGCAAAGAGAUGUUGCGCUACCUGUUUGUUCUGUUCACUGGCAUGGAUGACCUCGAGAAUGAUGGGGUCACCUUGGAUCAGUAUAUCUCAACGGCUCCACAGAAUCUGGCACAGCUGAUUCAAGAAUGCAAUGGGAAGUACGCCGGCAUAAACAACAGAGCGACAGAGCAAGUGAAAGAAUCACAGGUGAACUACCUGAUAAACAUGAUCAAGUCCAACGUGAAGAUUAACAACGGGACCUACUACACAACUGAAAUGCUCGCCGCAGCAGAGAUAGAGAUGCAAAAACGCGAGCAGCAAAUACUGAGAGAGAAAGAGGAAGAAAUACGCAGAGAAAGAGAAGAAGUGGAAAGGAGGUGCAUGAUGAAAGGAGAAGAGAUGGAGAAACGCCUGAAAGAGGAGAAUGACUAUUUGCAGAUUGAGGUGCAAAGGAAAGAAAAGGGAAGUCAGAGAGAAUUGCAGGAAAUGGUUCUGCGGCAAAACGACGAGGCUCUCGAAAUGCAGAAACGACAGCAGGCGCUCAUCGAGAUGCUGGUGAAGCAAGGCGAUGAUAUGAAGGCAGAAAUGGAGAAACGAAAACUCCAAGACGAAGAAGAGAGGAUGAAGAGAAUCAUCGACGAAAAGAAGAAGAAAUUCGAGGAAGAAAGCAAGCUGAAGCUGGAGGAAGAGAUUCGCCGACUUUCUGAGAAGAUGGCGAGAGAUGAAGAGGCGCGCAAGAUACGGGAUGAUGAAUUCAAAGCGUGUCUACAGAGAAUGGAGGAGAAACAUGUCCAGGCAGCCAGGCAACAGGCUAGAGAUGAAGCAGAAAGCGGGCUUCCACAAUUCCUUAAAUCGAUAUGGGGAUGUGUGAAAUCCUACAUACCAUUUUUAAAGUAUUUGAAGUAGUUUGGACGCUUGUAUUUUUGAAAUCUUAACGAACAUGAUCAGUUUCUACAGAACUUGCAUAACCAGCUAUUGUGCUUAAAAUCAAUGGCUUCAUCCAGUGAUCUACUUUGAAAGCAAUGUAACUAUACUAUUCACCAAGUUUAAAAUCCAUGGAACAAAUAUAUGUUGCCUAUUCGUUUCUUAAACGUAGGUUUUUAAGCACUGUAAAUACAUGUAGUUGCAUGUGUUUUAAGACAAAAUACUAAUGCUGUUCAUACUACCUGUACUACUAUUAAUAUUACUACUAAAAUGAUAAUACAACUGUUGUUACUACCUGUACUAUUAAUAUUACUACUAAAAUGAUAAUACAACUGUUGUUACUACCUGCACUAUUAAUAUUACUACUAAAAUGAUAAUACAACUGUUGUUACUAUCUGUACUAUUAAUAUUACUGCUAAAAUGAUAAUACAACUGUUGUUACUAUCUGUACUAUUAAUAUUACUACUAAAAUGAUAAUUCAAGUGUUGUUACUAUUGGAACAACUAUUAAUAUUACUACUAAAAUGAUAAUACAGCCGUUGUUACUACCUGUACUGCUAUUAAUAUUACUACUAAAAUGAUAAUACAGCUAUUGAUACUACCUGUCCUACUAUUACAAUUACUAAUAAAGUUCACUUUAAGCUUUGUGGACUUUACGAGUCUUGUUUUAGAAUAUCAGCAUGGUAAUGAUUUAAGGCUCGCCAACUUUAAACAUUACCCUAAAACACUCUGGGGCAAUAAAGAUUUUUAAAACCCGUUUUAAAUUCCUGGUAAUAAUAUAAAUUUCUGUUCUGUUCUUUAUUUGGCAUGAUAAUAAUCGUACGAUUAUAAAUACUACUACUAUUACUAAUAAAAUUAUAAUGAUAAUAAUAUAACUGUUGUUACUUCAUGUACUAUUAAGUUAUUAAUACAAUUGUGUAAGAAUUCCUACAAGUAAUAGAAUCAAUAAUAUAAUGUUCUGUUCCUUGCUAGACAAGGUAAUAAUCAUAAUAUUAUGAUUGUUAAAAUCAUUUAAAUGAGACACUAGUUAUUUAUUUUAAAAGGCAGUAGAUGUACAUUUUCUGGUUGGUUAAUUAGUAAUGAUGGGUACUGCCAAAAUUUUCGUAUUGAGAUAUAUUGCGAUACAGGAACCUGAAUUGUGAUACGUGCCACGAUAUAUUGCGAAGACCAAUUCUCAAUUAUUAGAAUUUAUAAAGUUCUCUAAUUUUAUGUACAUUUUCUAUAAUUUGAUAAAAUGAUCACCAGUCAAUAAAGAUUCAUUCCGAACAA
Messenger RNA from Gigantopelta aegis, 2689 nucleotides. RefSeq names its product GTPase IMAP family member 4-like. Gene Ontology annotation, molecular function: GTP binding. Lineage: Eukaryota; Metazoa; Mollusca; Gastropoda; Neomphalida; Peltospiridae. The coding region runs from base 153 to 1403 and encodes 416 amino acids. The record is from RefSeq and is a predicted model, not a curated record. The transcript is spliced from 2 exons.